CAGUGAAUAAAAUGGCAAAAAUCCUCACCCUUCCAGAACUUACAUUGUAGCAGAAAGAUGGAUUGUAAGUCAAUAACAUUUAGAGGCUGAGUGUGGUGGCUCACACCUGUAAUCCCAGUGGGAGGCCAAGGCAAGAGGAUUGCUUGAAGCCCAGGAGUUCGAGACUAGCCUGGGCAACAUAGGCCCUAUCUCUACAAGUAAAAAACAAUUAGCUAUGCUUGGUGGUAUGCACCUGUGGUCCCAGCUUCUCAGGAGGCUGAGGCAGGAGAAUCGCCUGAGCUGAGGAAGCUGCACUGAGCUAUGAUUAUGCCACUGCACUCCAGGCUGGGUGACAGAGUGAGCCUGUCUCAAAAAAAAAAAAAAAAAAAAAACCCACAAAAAACAAAAACAUUUGGAGUAUGUCAAGUUGUGGUAAGUGCUUUGGAGAAAACCAGGGAAAGAGGAUGAGCAGGUUUAAACGGUGUGACCAGGGAAGUCCACACUGAGAAGCUGGCAUUUGAAUAUAUGUGUCAGCUGCAUUAGAAGGCUCGUGCCCUGGAAGUCAGAGUUUGUUUUCUCUGUUCACUGCUGUUAUUUCUGGAGCGUAGAAGAGUGCUCGGCCCAUAAUAGAUGCUCAGUAGUAUUUUUUGAGUGAACGGAUCAGAGGGAAGAACAUUUUUAGACAAAAGGAGCUGCAGAUGCGGAGGCUGAGGUGAGAGCGUGUCUGGUAGGUGGGGAACAUGGGGAGGCCAUUGCGGCCAGCAGGGAUGGAGAGGCUGGCGGCAGGAAAGGAGGCAACAGAGGGAAGGCGUGUGUAUGGGUGCAGGUCUGGGGGGUGCUCCAUGAGGUCAGAACUGUUUUUGUAAUAAUACUGAGUGCUAUUAUGUGCUUUUCCCACCCUCGUUUGCCCAGGUGUGUACAGUGGGCUUUUCUAGAGGCUACGUGAUAUGUGCUGCUGCUGCAGACAGAGCAGGCGGGAGAAUCUGGCUGCCACACAUUAAAGAGAUUUGCAGAAAUGUGGAAAACUGUCACUCUUCUCACUGAAUUUCUGUCUUGGAAAGUAAUUUUUUUUUCUUAAGAUAUGUUAAUUGUUAUUUUAAAGUGAAUUAAUGUUGAAAUUUUGUCUCAGUUUUAAUUUUACAUAUAGUAAAUAUUGAUAGCUCUUUGGGUCCUCAAUGUUUUUUUUUUAAGAGACAGUCUCGUUCUGUCCCCCAGGCUAGAGUGCAGUGGCAUGAUCGUAGCUCACUGCAGCCUCGAACUCUGGUCCUCCUUAGCUUUGAAGUGUAUAAAGGAGUCCUGAGACCAAAAUGUUUAUGACACGUUUAUAGGGCCUUGUAGGCCAUUAUUUUAUAUUUGCUUUUAUGCUGGCUGAGAUGGGAAGUCAUGGCUGAAUCAGCUGAGGAAAUUUAGUGAAGACAGUUUACCAAUUCCUGAUUGUCCUUGAGGACAAAGCAGGUGUAUCCGGGUGGGCGGCAUGCUGUGGAUGGGCACCUCAACAGGAGAAGGCUCUGGAGUCACUGUGUGCUCAUGCUCUACUCCCUUCUCAUAGCUGGGCUUACCUCUGCCAGGGGAGAUAGAGGGAAGGGACAGGCUUUGUACACAGUUUCCACAGGAUGUGGGUCGAGAGUGACGGGGCAGGGGCGGGGCCUUCUUCCCUGGGUGUGGUCAGCAGAGCUCUCUCUGAUAAGGUGAGCCAAGACCUGAAGAGCGACGGGCACUCUGCAUGGCUGGCCAGGGCAGCCCCACCCAGGGAGGCCUUGGUGAGCAGGAGAGAGGCCAUGUGGCUGGGCCUAAGGGUGUUGGGGAGGGUGGCAGGACCUGACCUGGGGCUGGGAUGUGGCAGUCAACGUGUCUGAUGGGUGUUUUAAGUGGAUGCUCUGGCUGCUUUGUGGAGUAUUCUGGAGGGUGGGUUUGGAGGAGCAGAAGUAGGGGAGGCUCAUGCAAUGAGCAAGUGAGAGCUGGUGGUGUCUCAAUGAGGAUGAUAGAGAAGACGUGGUGAGAAGUGGUUGGAUUUGGCUGUAUUUGAAGGUAGAACACAGAAUUUUCUGAAGAACGGACCGUGGGAUGUGACAGAAAUGCAGACGGGGGCAAGGUUUUGGGUUGAGUGUCCGGGUAGCUGGCGGUGUUGUUUACCAAGAUGCAGAACACUAGGGAAGGAACAGGCUCUGGCGAGCGGCAUCAGAGUGUCGCCUCCAGUGCUUUAAGCUAGAGAUGCCUGUCAAACAUCCAGGUAGAAAAGUCACACAAGUGAUUGGUCGCACAAGUUCAGGAGAGAGGAAAUAAAUAUUAAGGCACCAUUGGUUAUUGAUACUGUGUAGAUAAAUCUACGGGAGGGAGGAUCCUCCAGGGCACAGCUUUCACAGUGGCUUGUGUCUCCGUGGGUCAUGAAGUCAAUACAGUGGGCACCAGCAAUUUUCAAAAAACGAAAUAGAAUUGAAAACAAUAUCUCGGUAGUAAGGGCUGUUGUAAAAUGUUUCCUUUUAUGCCGACUGAUAGGGGAAUUUUGCCCUAUGAAACAUUUUUUAAAAAUUAAAUUUAUGUGAAAAGAGAGCUGUGUCCUAGAUCACAGUAUGAAACUUUUAUUUUUAACUGCAGAUCACAGUUUAAAAGCCACUGAUGUAGAAGGAGAUGUAGUUUCAAAAGAGACCAGAGACUGAGUUGAUUCCGGGGCCAUUUCAACGUGCAGAGGCUUGGGAUGGGUCUGGGACCAGCAAAGGACGCAGAGAGGGGCUAUGAGGUCACAGCAGGACCCAGAGAGUAGUGUCCCCUUGUCCUGGAGGCUGGUGGGGUUGUGGGGGGGGCAGACGGUAGUGAGCUGUGACUUGUGCUGCAGACAGAUUGAGGAAAACAAGGUUUGAGAAUUGAUCGUUGGAUUGGACAGCAUGGAAGUCAUUCAUGACCUUGAUGAGGCAUUUCUGUGGAGGGCUGAGGACAAGGUCUACUUGUUGGAGGUUCAAAGAUAGUGGGAGAAGAGAAAGUUGUGAACAAAGCAUUGACAAUUCUUUCAGUGAGUUUUGCUGUCAAGGGGAGCAGAGUAAGUUAGUUGGAGCGGGUGGGGUGAGGACUGGGUAUUGAAAGACGUGUCCUUGCUGAAGACAGUUCAGUGGGGUGAGGGAGGAUCACUGCAGGGAAGGGACCAGUGUGGGAGGCAGCAUGCUUGAGUAAGAACGGGGACAGGAUCAGAAGCACAGGCAGAGGCUGGCUUCAGUGAGACAUGUGGCAGAUGUUGCUCGCUGUCAUUGGAGGGAAGGCAGAUGAGAUGGGCAUAGACGUUGAUUACCGAUAGAAACUUGUGGAAGAAUGCCGAGAAGGUGGAGAAACUGAGAACCAUGGCAGAAGAGAAAUUGUGUUUUCGUUUUUUGUUGUUUUUUGGGGUUUUUGUUUUGUUUUUGUUUUUUUUUUUUGAGACUGGAUCUCGCUCCGUCCCCAGGCUGGAAUGCAGUGGUGCAACCAUGGUUCACUGCAGCCUCGACCUCCUGGGUAGCUGGGAUGACAGGUGUGCAUCUAUGCCUGGCUAAUUUUUUAAUUUUUUGUAGAGAUGAGGGUCUUGCUAUAUUGCCCAGUCUGGUUUUGAACUCCUUCUGAAGCAAUCCUCCUCCUUCAGCCUCCCAAGGGGCUGGGUUUACAGUCAUGAGUCGCCACACCCAGCCUAUUUUGGUCUUCUAUACAGAAAUCGAAUCCUUGAGAAAUGAACAUUGAUUGCAAGCUGCUCAGCUUGGUGCCAUUGACAUGUCAUCGAUAGGCAGGUGUGGGGUGGCUGGUGGGCCUAGAUGACCUUUCAAAUGGUGCUGAGCCUUGACUGCAGUGUAUUUUGUGGUUCUGUGGCAGUGACGACAGGCAGGCGAGACACCUGAGAAACCCCAUAUUCUGUUCCAGGUUAGUCUCCUGCCAGCUGUGUUUUGGGCCAGCGUCGGAAAGCCUUAGCUGCAGGCUCUGCCCCUGCAAGAGGGAGGAAGCGACCUGACCCGAGUGCCUUGGUAGGACCUUGCAUGUUCCCCGCAAGUUCUCCGGUCAUCUCGUGAGAUUAACGUGACAGUGUCAGGUGGACCCACAGCCAUCCCACCUCCCCCUCUGGGGAGUGCUGAGAGUGAGGCAGCAUGGAGGAGAGGAAGCAUGAGACCAUGAACCCAGCUCAUGUCCUCUUUGACCGGUUUGUCCAGGCCACCACCUGCAAGGGAACCCUCAAGGCUUUCCAGGAGCUCUGUGACCACCUGGAACUGAAGCCAAAGGACUACCGCUCCUUCUAUCACAAGCUCAAGUCCAAGCUUAACUACUGGAAAGCCAAAGCCCUCUGGGCAAAAUUGGACAAACGGGGCAGUCACAAAGACUACAAAAAGGGAAAAGCGUGCACUAACACCAAGUGUCUCAUCAUUGGGGCUGGCCCCUGUGGUCUCCGUACAGCCAUCGACUUAUCCUUACUGGGAGCCAAGGUGGUUGUUAUUGAGAAACGAGAUGCCUUCUCCCGCAACAACGUCUUGCAUCUCUGGCCGUUCACCAUACAUGAUCUACGAGGUCUGGGUGCCAAGAAGUUCUAUGGCAAGUUCUGUGCUGGAGCCAUCGACCAUAUCAGUAUCCGUCAGCUCCAACUAAUACUUUUGAAAGUAGCCUUGAUCCUAGGCAUUGAAAUCCACGUCAAUGUGGAAUUCCAAGGACUUAUACAGCCUCCUGAGGACCAAGAGAAUGAACGGAUAGGCUGGCGGGCACUGGUGCACCCCAAGACUCAUCCUGUGUCAGAGUAUGAAUUUGAAGUGAUCAUCGGUGGGGAUGGUCGGAGGAACACCUUGGAAGGGUUUCGUCGGAAAGAAUUCCGUGGCAAACUGGCCAUCGCCAUCACGGCAAAUUUUAUCAACCGAAAUACAACAGCAGAAGCUAAAGUGGAAGAGAUCAGUGGUGUGGCUUUUAUAUUCAACCAAAAAUUUUUCCAGGAACUGAGGGAAGCCACAGGUAUUGACUUGGAGAACAUCGUUUACUACAAAGAUGACACACACUAUUUCGUUAUGACAGCCAAAAAGCAGAGUUUGCUGGACAAAGGAGUGAUACUACAUGACUACGCCGACACAGAGCUCCUGCUUUCCCGAGAAAACGUGGACCAGGAGGCUCUGCUCAGCUAUGCCAGGGAGGCGGCAGACUUCUCUACCCAGCAGCAGCUGCCGUCUCUGGAUUUUGCCAUCAAUCACUAUGGGCAGCCCGAUGUGGCCAUGUUUGACUUCACUUGUAUGUAUGCCUCCGAGAACGCCGCCUUGGUGCGGGAGCAGAACGGACACCAGUUACUAGUGGCUCUGGUCGGGGACAGCCUCCUAGAGCCUUUCUGGCCAAUGGGAACAGGAAUAGCCCGGGGCUUUCUAGCUGCUAUGGACUCUGCCUGGAUGGUCCGAAGUUGGUCUCUAGGAACGAGCCCUUUGGAAGUGCUGGCAGAGAGGGAAAGUAUUUACAGGUUGCUGCCUCAGACCACCCCUGAGAAUGUGAGUAAGAACUUCAGCCAGUACAGUAUCGACCCUGUUACUCGGUAUCCCAAUAUCAACGUCAACUUCCUCCGGCCAAGCCAGGUGCGCCAUUUAUAUGAUACUGGCGAAACAAAAGAUAUUCACCUGGAAAUGGAGAGCCUGGUGAAUUCCCGAACCACCCCCAAAUUGACUCGCAAUGAGUCUGUAGCUCGUUCAAGCAAACUGCUGGGUUGGUGCCAGAGGCAGACAGAUGGCUAUGCAGGGGUAAACGUGACAGAUCUCACCAUGUCCUGGAAAAGUGGCUUGGCCCUUUGUGCAAUUAUCCAUAGAUACCGCCCUGACCUGAUAGAUUUUGAUUCUUUGGAUGAGCAAAAUGUGGAGAAGAAUAACCAACUGGCUUUUGACGUUGCUGAGAAGGAAUUGGGCAUUUCUCCCAUCAUGACAGGCAAAGAAAUGGCCUCCGUGGGGGAGCCUGAUAAGCUGUCCAUGGUGAUGUACCUGACUCAGUUCUACGAGAUGUUUAAGGACUCCCUCCCUUCUAGCGACACCUUGGACCUAAAUGCCGAGGAGAAAGCAGUCCUGAUAGCCAGCACCAGAUCCCCUAUCUCCUUCCUAAGCAAACUUGGCCAGACCAUCUCUCGGAAGCGUUCUCCCAAGGAUAAAAAGGAAAAGGACUUGGAUGGUGCUGGGAAGAGGAGAAAGACCAGUCAAUCAGAGGAGGAGGAAGCUCCUCGGGGCCACAGAGGAGAAAGACCGACCCUGGUGAGCACUCUGACAGACAGGAGGAUGGACGUUGCUGUUGGGAACCAGAACAAAGUGAAGUACAUGGCGACCCAGCUGCUGGCCAAAUUUGAAGAGAAUGCGCCCACACAGUCCAUCGGCAUACGGAGACAGCUGACACAAGAGCGUGGGGCCAGCCAGCCGUCCUGCUGCCUGCCUGGGCAGGUUCGCCCUGCCCCCACCCCCCGGUGGAAACAGCAACGGGAAAAGGAGUGUUCUCGGACCUGCCCCAAAAAAGUGAUCACCCUGUCUCCUCCCCCUACUCCACCUCCCUGUCGGGCACAUGGCGGCCAGCAGACAUACAGGGAUCUUGAUGCUGACAACCGUGGCAAGCAGAGCCCCCACCAUGAGAGGCCAGAGCCUGAACCUCCUCGUCGAUUUUUUGUCGACCAGUGGGAGCUUUCUCUUAGUCUCCGCUCCUCUGCCCGCCCCGCCUCUCCCUCCUCCGACUCCCUCCGACAGAAGUGUAUAAAGAUGUACACGGGCGGAGUGAGCUCAUUGGCUGAGCAGAUAGCCAAUCAGCUUCAAAGGAAAGAACAACCCAAAGCCCUUCUAGACAAGAAGGAACUGGGCUCCAUGAAGAAGGAGUUCCCGCAGAACCUGGGAGGCAGCGACACAUGCUACUUCUGCCAGAAGCGGGUCUACGUGAUGGAGAGGCUGAGUGCCGAGGGCAAGUUCUUCCACCGGAGCUGCUUCAAGUGCGAGUACUGCGCCACCACCCUGCGCCUCUCGGCCUACGCGUACGACAUCGAGGAUGGUAAAUUCUACUGUAAGCCACACUACUGCUAUCGACUCUCUGGCUACGCACAAAGGAAGAGACCGGCAGUGGCUCCCCUGUCUGGAAAGGAGGCCAAAGGACCCCUGCAGGAUGGCGCCACCACAGAUGCAAACGGACGGGCCAACGCCGUGGCCAGCUCCACUGAGGGAACCCCAGGUUCAGGCGUGAACGGCCUGGAGGAGCCCAGCAUCGCCAAGCGGCUGAGGGGCACCCCAGAGCGGAUCGAGCUGGAGAACUACCGCCUGUCCCUGAGGCAGGCUGAGGCACUGCAGGAGGUACCGGAGGAGACUCAGGCCGAGCACAACCUGAGCAGCGUGCUGGACACGGGCGCCGAGGAGGACGUCGCCAGCAGUAGUUCCGAGUCUGAGAUGGAGGAAGAGGAAGAGGAGGAGGAGGAGGAGCCUCGCCUGCCCCCAUCUGACCUGGGUGGUGUUCCAUGGAAGGAGGCUGUGCGGAUCCAUGCCCUUCUGAAAGGGAAAAGUGAAGAGGAGCUAGAGGCCUCGAAGAGCUUUGGGCCUGGGAAUGAAGAGGAGGAGGAGGAGGAAGAAUAUGAAGAGGAGGAGGAGGAGGACUAUGACGAGGAGGAGGAAGAGUCCAGUGAAGCCGGGAACCAGAGGCUCCAGCAGGUCAUGCACGCGGCGGAUCCUCUGGAGAUCCAGGCUGACGUGCACUGGACUCAUAUCCGUGAGAGAGAGGAGGAAGAGAGGAUGGCGCCGGCCUCUGAGUCCUCUGCUUCCGGAGUGCCCGACCUUCCCUCCAUACGCCACGCGGCGGUGCAGGCCUGGCUGGAGACGGUCUCCGGAGCCCCAUUGGAUGAGAAUGACCUAGAGGAAGAUGUGGACUCAGAACCAGCCGAGAUACAAGGGGAGGCAGCAGAGGAUGGGGACCCAGGGGACACUGGUGCUGAGCUGGAUGAUGAUCAGCACUGGUCUGACAGCCCGUCGGAUGCUGACAGAGAGCUGCAUUUGCCGUGCCCAGCUGAGGGGGAAGCAGAGCUGGAGCUGAGGGUGUCGGAAGAUGAGGAGAAGCUGCCCGCCUCACCGAAGCACCAAGAGAGAGGUCCCUCCCAAGCCACCAGCCCCAUCCGGUCUUCCCAGGAAUCAGCUCCUCUGUUCAUUCCAGUCCACAGCCCCUCAACAGAGGUGCCCCAACUCCCAACUGUCCCUGCCGCCACCCAGGAGAAAUCACCUGAGGAGCGCCUUUUCCCUGAGCCUUUGCUCCCCAAAGAGAAGCCCAAAGCUGAUGCCCCCUCGGAUCUGAAAGCUGUGCACUCUCCCAUCCGAUCGCAGCCAGUGACCCUGCCAGAAGCUAGGACUCCUGUCUCACCAGGGAGCCCGCAGCCCCGGCCACCCGUGGCGGCCUCCACGCCCCCACCCAGCCCACUCCCCAUCUGCUCCCAGCCCCAGCCUUCCACCGAGGCCACUGUCCCAUCCCCUACCCAGUCCCCCAUACGCUUCCAGCCUGCCCCGGCCAAAACAUCCACCCCACUGGCCCCUCUCCCUGUCCAAAGCCAAAGUGACACCAAGGACAGACUGGGCAGCCCCCUUGCUGUGGACGAGGCCCUCAGACGGAGCGACCUGGUGGAGGAGUUCUGGAUGAAGAGUGCGGAGAUCCGCCGCAGCCUCGGGCUCACACCUGUGGACCGCAGCAAGGGGCCCGAGCCCAGCUUCCCCAUGCCUGCCUUCAGGCCAGUGUCCCUCAAAUCCUAUUCCGUUGAAAAGUCUCCCCAGGAUGAGGGACUCCACCUUCUCAAGCCUCUGUCCAUCCCCAAAAGGCUGGGCCUGCCAAAGCCGGAGGGCGAGCCGUUGUCCCUGCCAACCCCCCGGUCCCCGUCCGACAGAGAGCUAUGCAGCGCCCAGGAGGAGCGCAGGGAGCUGUCCAGCAGCUCUGGCCUGGGCCUGCACGGGAGCUCCUCCAACAUGAAGACACUGGGCAGCCAGAGCUUCAACACCUCGGACUCCGCCAUGCUCACGCCCCCCUCCAGCCCGCCCCCGCCGCCGCCCCCGGGCGAGGAGCCCGCUACCUUGCGGAGGAAGCUCAGGGAGGCCGAGCCCAAUGCCUCGGUGGUCCCGCCGCCCUUGCCUGCCACCUGGAUGCGGCCCCCCCGGGAGCCUGCUCAGCCCCCCAGAGAGGAGGUGCGGAAGUCGUUUGUGGAGAGCGUGGAGGAGAUUCCCUUUGCUGAUGAUGUGGAGGACACCUAUGACGACAAGACUGAGGACUCAAGCCUGCAGGAGAAAUUCUUCACGCCCCCGUCCUGCUGGCUGCGCCCCGAGAAGCCUCGCCACCCGCCCCUGGCCAAGGAGAAUGGGAGGCUGCCUGCUCUGGAGGGGACGCUGCAGCCACAGAAGAGAGGGCUGCCCUUGGUGUCCGCGGAAGCCAAGGAGUUGGCCGAGGAGCGCAUGCGAGCCAGGGAGAAGUCCGUGAAGAGCCAGGCGCUGCGGGACGCCAUGGCCAGGCAGCUGAGCAGGAUGCAGCAGAUGGAGCUGGCCUCAGGCGCCCCCAGGCCCCGCAAGGCGUCCUCAGCACCCUCCCAGGGCAAGGAGCGCCGGCCUGACUCCCCCACACGCCCCACUCUCAGGGGCUCCGAGGAGCCCACCCUGAAGCAUGAAGCCACCAGCGAGGAGGUCCUCUCCCCGCCGUCGGACUCAGGGGGCCCAGAUGGCUCUUUCACUUCAUCCGAGGGCUCCAGUGGGAAGAGCAAGAAAAGGUCGUCACUCUUCUCCCCCCGCAGAAACAAGAAGGAGAAGAAGUCCAAAGGCGAGGGCCGGCCCCCGGAGAAGCCCAGCUCCAACCUCCUGGAAGAAGCCGCCACCAAACCCAAGUCCCUGUGGAAGUCCGUCUUCUCCGGGUACAAGAAGGACAAGAAGAAGAAGGCCGACGACAAGUCCUGCCCCAGCACCCCCUCCAGCGGGGCCACGGUGGACUCUGGAAAGCACAGGGCGCUUCCCGUCGUAAGGGCAGAGCUGCAGCUCCGGCGCCAGCUGAGCUUCUCCGAGGACUCAGAUCUCUCCAGCGACGAUGUCCUUGAGAAGUCCUCACAGAAGUCCCGGCGAGAGUCGAUUUAUGUACCACACGCCUUGGCAUUCAGGAGAUCGUGUGCAUCAAAGCCAAGAACCUACACAGAGGAGGAACUGAAUGCCAAGCUGACCCGGCGUGUGCAAAAGGCAGCUCGGAGACAGGCCAAGCAGGAGGAGCUUAAGCGGCUGCAUCGAGCCCAGAUCAUCCAGCGGCAGCUGCAGCAGGUGGAGGAGAGGCAGCGGCGGCUGGAGGAAAGGGGCGUGGCUGUGGAGAAGGCGCUCCGGGGCGAAGCAGUUGAGCCCAGUGGCGGGACUCCACGACGUAGACCUCUCUCCUUCUGCCCUUGCUGUGUCCAGGAAGGCAUGGGCAAGAAGGACGACCCCAAGCUGAUGCAGGAGUGGUUCAAGCUAGUGCAGGAGAAGAACGCCAUGGUGCGCUACGAGUCGGAGCUGAUGAUCUUUGCCCGGGAGCUGGAGCUGGAAGACCGGCAGAGUCGACUGCAGCAGGAGCUCCGGGAACGCAUGGCAGUGGAAGAUCACCUUAAGACUGAGGAGGAGCUGUCAGAAGAGAAGCAGAUUCUCAAUGAGAUGCUGGAGGUGGUGGAGCAGAGAGACUCACUAGUGGCGCUGCUGGAGGAGCAGCGGCUCCGGGAGAGAGAGGAGGACAAGGACCUGGAGGCUGCCAUGCUGUCCAAGGGCUUCAGCCUUAACUGGUCCUGAGCUCCUACCCAAUGCUCCAUUUUCUGUUGGCAUCCGCCUGGCCAGGCAGUGGCAUCCAAACCACCCGGAGCCGCGAUCUGAGGAGGCCUGGCACCUCCUUGGAGUUUACGCUCAGAUGCCCGUGUGCUGCUUGGAAAGUGGUCGAGUCCCGCAUGCAGUGGGGAGCCCCAGGUGACAGUGGUUAUCUGAGACGGCUCCACCUCCUGGGAGGAGGCCCACCUGGACCUCCCACUCAGAGGAGGAGCACGGCGUGUAUGGCAUGAUGCAGGGGACCACCCCGUGCGCUCCCUGAGGAUGUGCUGGCUGUGCCCCUUUUUUCCACUGGCACAUUUGGUAAGAGAGGGAAGCUGCUCCCCGUCAGAACCACAGUGCGCCGUGCGAGGGGCACUGUCUUCUUCAUGCUCCCUGGAGCACCACCAAAGAAACGUAAACAAUACCCCAUGAAAGCAGGGUCAGGGGUCAGGGUGCGAUCGAGACCCAGGAUGGGGGCGUCCAGUCAUGCCCACCCCAGCAUCACAGGAGACAUGGAGGUGCGGGCAGGCUCCUGAAUUAUUAUGCAAAUUAGGAGGACGCAGGAGGGGUCUGCCCUCCAGCCGAACACCACACACUGGACCCUAAGUGGCCAAAUGCCUGGGCCGCUUGCUGGCUGUGGCCUGAGGCUUGUGGGUUGCUGCAUUUUGCUUGUAGUUCACAACCAUUUUGACACUGGAAAAUGCUGACUUUGGGGGACAGGAUGAGGCCCUACAUUCUAAGCCCCCAGUUGGCAGACAGGCAUUGUCCCUGUUCCACAUUUAUGUCGGGACAGGAGAUGACCUUUUCCUCGGUGUUUUUCCUGUGUUUGCACAUUGAAAUGAAGCUGACAACCUGGCAAGACGCUCAGCCGCUUCAAACCCUUUUUGUCAAUUAACUUAUUUUUUAAUACUUGAAAAGAAGUAACUUCGUUUGUAUAUCUUUACUAGAGGAACUGAUCACCUGCGCCCAGGUGCGGGAGCCACAGCGGUAUCUGGUGCGUCCUACGCAACCUGGUCCUGGGCUGCCCAGCGCUCGUCACGUGCAUCUAUUUAUUAGCCUUUCUCUUCGUAUCACUGGCCUGGCUGGCAUCAGGGAGCUGCCCAGAACCCCUGUGUGGGUCCUCCUCACAGCUUUCUGUCCCUCCUCCAUCCGGUGCCUGCCUCACCCUGGCGCUAGACCAUCUGGACCACUCAUGUGAUGAGGGUGCAUUUCUGUUCUGUUUUGGGCCAGGCCAACAGCAGAGCUGCCACUCUCACCCUCCCAAUGAGAAUUCUGGCUCUGCAGAACUCCCCCUUGUCUCAGUUUGGGGGCCAGGGCAUCACCUUCCUCCGCACAUAUGUUAAAGAAGGUUUCAGGAUGGGCCCUCAUCCACACAGGCCAAGAGGGUGCAAGGUGGGACCCUGGAAUCAUGUGGCUGGUGAGAAUUCCCUCCUCCCAGCCUAAGAUUCACCCAGACGGAAACGCGAGUGCUGCAGUGGAUGCUGGGAUGCAGGCUGGCGCCUCUCAAGCAGAUCAGCGACUCCCGCCCUUCCUUCCAAAGGCGACGGGCACCUGCCUUGUGCCGGAUCUUCAUGGGGACAUAAAGGGCGAGCCCCGAAUCACUAGCUCCUAUAGCCAAACCGUUCCUUUCUCACGGUUCCGCACCAGCCUGGCUGUGUACAGCUCAUCGAACCACUGAGCUAAUUGGGGUGGGGUGCUUGUCCAUCAAAGCAGUUAGCACAUAGCCCAGCGAGGAGCCAUCCGGACCAGACCCGCCUGCCAGGGGCGCUCCAGCCGCCUGCCGCCUCCGUGGGCUGGGGCCAGCUGGGAGCAGAGGCCUGGCCCCUCCAAGGCGUCCCGCAGUGGAGCAGGCUGAGUGGCUGUGCUGACCUUGGGCUUUCCAUGGGAACCACACUGUGCCUCAACUUGAACAUUCAUCCCAGCUGCAAAGGAGCAAAGAACCUGUGUCAUCCUUGUCUGUCCAGAAGCUGCCAUCUCUCUCCCAUGCACAUCCGGGAGAUAACGCCGCUAGUGGCCGCCGCAGCGCUGAUUCUCCACCUGUUCUCACAUGAGGCAAAGGUCUCCUUUUCUUUUCUCUUUACUUAAAAAAGGGGAGAGGAGGGUUUCUAGAUUCCAUCUUCAAACCCCAGUCAUCCCAUAAAAUUGGACGUGGGAAAAGACCUUCGCUGCCUGCGUGGCUUUUCCCAGACCUCCUCGAAUGCCACAAAACCGGUCCAGCCCCGGCAGAGCCGCCUUCGGCCCUUGUAGCUCCUGCUGGCCCCACAACAGGCAAACAGUUUGCAAAGUGGCUUGGAAGGAGUGUGGCCUAGGGAUCUGCUAUAAGUGGCCAGACGUAGCAGGAGAGCCCAGUGUCACCUUCUGGUCCCGGUCAGCCUUAACACUGUGGCAUCCUCCACAGCACACACGGCAGCCUGCAGUCUGGAAGGCGGACGCGAGCCUUUGCAGAGAGGUGCCACAGAGCCGCAGGCCUGCACAGCAGCCCCAGCCUUCUGCUCCUGACUGUGAGGACACCCAGUUCUAGUAGAGCACUUUUUUUAAAGCUCCCAUUUUGUAACCACUAGUUUGCGGUUGACUUGAGUACUCUGGUGACUUCCUGCGUCAGGCGUUCUCAAGCUGUGAGAAUGUGCGCAGCUCCAGACAGGUUUUCUCUCGGAGAGUUAAGUCUUCCCUUGAAGGCAGGGAAGCAGGAUGGAUACACAUAUAUCACACGCAUAAAACACCAGGCGCGGGAGCAGCCCAGACUCGAGGCUGACUAAACUGGAGGCUGAAUACCAUGGAGGUCCACAUGCAGCUUCCCUGGAGGGCAGGCCGGAGGCGCUGCUGCCCCUGGGCUUGAGGAUGCUGCACCCCGUGGGCUUCCAGGCCUGCCCAGAUGAUGCCUUCAGGCCUCUGCCCCUGGUGGCCAUCCUCAGGCCGAUUUUGACCAGCAAUGAUAGACUCUUCUUAACCCUUUCAAAAUAAAUUUUUCAGUGGGACAGAAAGGAGAGUUAAAAAACAUUUUUUUAAAGGUGGUAACAUCUGACCCACAAAGGGAAUGGGUCUGUUUUAUGCAAAAUAAAAGUUUUUCAAAUAAA
Messenger RNA from Gorilla gorilla gorilla (western lowland gorilla), 13804 nucleotides. RefSeq names its product microtubule associated monooxygenase, calponin and LIM domain containing 3 (gene MICAL3). NCBI's taxonomy places the organism in Eukaryota, Metazoa, Chordata, Mammalia, Primates, Hominidae. The coding region runs from base 4077 to 10718 and encodes 2213 amino acids. Gene Ontology annotation, molecular function: protein binding; FAD binding. The record is from RefSeq and is a predicted model, not a curated record. The transcript is spliced from 40 exons.